UCCGAACUCUCAGCAAGCAGAAGAGGGAGGGUCAACAUGGCGUCUGAACAGGAAAGCUCCAAUGGGCCAGUGAAGAAGUCCAUGCGAGAAAAAGCCAUAGAACGCCGUACUAUCAACAAGGAGCACAACAGUAAUUUCAAAGCAGGCUAUGUACCCAUAGAGGAAGAGCGUCUUCAUAAGACAGGGCUAAGAGGACGCAAAGGAAACAUGGCUGUGUGCAUCAUUAUCAUCCUCUUCCUCCUCGCCUUAAUUAAUUUAAUUAUCACAUUGGUUAUAUGGACAGUGAUCCGCAUCGGUCCGAAUGGCUGCGACAGUAUGGAGUUCCAUGAGAGUGGCCUGCUGCGCUUCAAACAGAAAGCAGACAUGGGUAUUGUCCACCCGCUGCACAAGAGCACAGUAGGAGGCCGUAAAGACCAGGAUCUGGUCAUUGUUGGUAACAACAACCCGGUAGUCUUCCAGCAAGGCACUACAAAGCUGAGCGUAGAAAAGGACAAGACCUCAAUCGUCAGUGAUGUCGGCAUAUCCUUCACAGACCCUCGGACCCAGACCACAUUCUUCAGCACUGACUUUGAAAACCACGAGUUUCAUUUGCCCAAAGGAGUCAAAGUCCUCAGCGUUAAAAAAGCUUCCACAGAAAGGAUCACCAGUAAUGCAGCAUCUGACCUGAACAUUAAAGGAGACUCUGCCAUCAUUCGUGGUAACGAAGGGGUCAACAUCAUGGGUCGGACAAUCGAGUUCAAAAUGGGUGGAAACAUUGAGCUCAGGGCUGAGAACAGCAUCGUGCUCAAUGGAUCGGUCAUGUUCAAUGCCACGCGUUUUCCUAACUCUGCAGGAGAUCUGUAUUUCAAUGAAGGUCAGGAGAGGUACAAGCUCUGCAUGUGUGAAGAUGGAACUCUGUUCCGUGUGCGGGUGAAAUUUACCAACAUGGGCUGCCAGACUUUAGAUAACCCAUGUAAGAAGGCUCACUAGGACUGGAAUCUGCUAUUGCAUCUCAAUCAGUCCACACUGAAUUCAGAUAAACCACUUUCAAAUUUAUUUUUGAUAGUGUGGAGCUCUAAUAUAUAGGACAUUCAUAAUGGCUUGGGCAUAAUAUCUCUGUGGGUCAUGUGUCAAAUUCUGUGUUUCUUAUUAUUUUUGCCACUUGGCCAAAGAUAAAAACUGUAGUAUUUUGUUUUUCUGCAGAUUUGCCAACUUGAGAUGAUAUCAGUCUAUGUUACUUCUAUAUAGUAGGACAUGAAACACUACACGUACAAAGGCUAAUGUACACUAUGGAGCCCUACUCUCAAAAACUAGAUUUAACUCUCUCUGGGAAGCUGGAUUUAAGAAAUAAAUGUUUCAAGUUUACAUUUUUUGAAAAUGUUUAGCGCCAUCUGGUGCCAGUAUAGAACAUGACAUCACCAGGGCAUUUCAUUAGUUUAUGUUAGCUAACUAAUCACAGAACCAGUAACUCAGGUGAUAAUAAGGACACUAAAACCAAAAAAAGCAGGGAUCAAAGGGGAUCACUUUUUUAUUGCCCCUGGCUGCAAUGAUGCAUUUUAUGUU
Messenger RNA from Pundamilia nyererei, 1542 nucleotides. It is a transcript of the gene sgcb, whose product is annotated as sarcoglycan, beta (dystrophin-associated glycoprotein). The coding region runs from base 37 to 969 and encodes 310 amino acids. Gene Ontology annotation, cellular component: sarcoglycan complex; sarcolemma. Gene Ontology annotation, biological process: muscle organ development. The transcript is spliced from 6 exons. NCBI's taxonomy places the organism in Eukaryota, Metazoa, Chordata, Actinopteri, Cichliformes, Cichlidae. The record is from RefSeq and is a predicted model, not a curated record.